AAGAUUCACCCAUUGGCACGAUCGACCGGUCGUUCCAUACAGAGACAUUUCCCGCGUUCGACUACAGCUCAAGUCUUUACACUCAACAUCCUUCGGAAGGCGAUGUCGACGCAAGAUGGGAUGCUCUUGGGGUAGAUUCUGGCCACUUUCUAGUCCCAGUCUCAGAAGGUGACAAAUAUGGCUUCGACAAAAGCCGUCAUGUCAUCAUGCCAGAAGAAGUAGUCGGACAGGAAUCAUACAUUGUCUCGCUGGAUGUGAUGCAUCAUUUACACUGUUUGGACACACUCAGAAUAGCUCUCUGGUACAAUCGAGAAUGGUACCUCGAAAACACCAACGAGCACGCAUCUCACGCUGUCCAUGUUGCUCACACAAACCACUGCCUCGACGCCCUCCGCGAACGCAUAAUGUGCCUCUCCGACGUAACAUUCAUCCCUUCAAUCUGGAUCGACCGCGAAGGCUGGAUCCUUCCCGACUUCGAACGUGAACAUAAAUGCCACAAUUUUGACGCCGUGAGAGAUUGGGCUUACGCGAAUCAAAUGCCCGAAGCUGUCAGAAACCAUACUUAUAUUCCUGGACCAAAUGCGCAACUCACAACGCUUCCGGGAUUCUACGAUGAAUAUCCAGAGAGGAGGAAUAAGGAUCAUAAGGCGAUGAGUGGGGAGGAGGAGCAUCAUCAUGGGUAG
Messenger RNA from Cercospora beticola, 683 nucleotides. RefSeq names its product oxidase ustYa family protein. The record is from RefSeq and is a predicted model, not a curated record. NCBI's taxonomy places the organism in Eukaryota, Fungi, Ascomycota, Dothideomycetes, Mycosphaerellales, Mycosphaerellaceae. Gene Ontology annotation, biological process: mycotoxin biosynthetic process.